Molecule: messenger RNA, 1845 nt
Organism: Periconia digitata
Lineage: Eukaryota; Fungi; Ascomycota; Dothideomycetes; Pleosporales; Periconiaceae
Source: the annotation of a GenBank genome assembly
AGUCUCGUCACUCGCUCAAUUGCACCCGCAGAUAUGGCCUCUGUCUUUCAGGCCUUCCCCCAGCUGCGCACAGCCGCUCCCCGACUCACCCGCCGACUUUUCGUAUGCCGGCCAUGCGCGCGAUCCUACUCGGCCAACCUCGAAUCCCGCUCCCCGCUUCGCGCCUCCCCUGUUCGUCCAACUUCGACUCAAUCAUCGCCGAUUGCUCGCCAUCCAUCUGUGAUACAAGCCGUGCGAUGGAAAUCUACACAACCUCUGCGUACUGCUGCCGCUGCAACUGCAGAGCCCGUGUAUAGCGGAGCAGGUGAGGCUGCAUCGAGUGGGGCCAGGGCUAGCAGCUGGCCCAAGACAAGCUCCAAGUCGGUUGCCUACUGGCUGUUGGGCAGUGCAGCAAGUGUCUUUGGAAUUGUCAUCUUUGGCGGCCUCACUCGCCUGACCGAGUCUGGCCUCAGUAUCACCGAAUGGCGUCCCGUUACUGGAUCUUUGUGGCCUUCGAACCAGCAAGCCUGGGAGGAUGAAUUCGAAAAGUACAGGUCUUCGCCCGAAUUCAAAAUGCUCAACUCCACCAUGACACUCCCCGAGUUCAAGCAAAUCUACUUCAUGGAAUGGGCUCAUCGCCUCUGGGGCAGAGUCAUCGGUGUCUCUUUCCUGGUCCCUACUGUCUACUUCAUCGCCCGUAAACGAGUCACCCCCUCUAUGGCAUGGAAGCUCGGCGGCAUUUGUUCCAUGAUAGCUUUUCAAGGUUUCAUCGGCUGGUGGAUGGUCAAGAGCGGCUUGAAAGACGACCUAUUCAACCCCGGCAGCCAUCCCCGCGUCAGCCAGUAUCGCCUUACUGCUCACCUGGGCGCUGCUUUUGCCGUCUACUGCUCCAUGCUACUCACUGGCCUAGGCAUCUUGAAGGAACAUCGCAUGCUCGCCGACCCCGCCAAAGCCGCUGAGAAGAUCAACGCUCUCCGCCACCCUGCCCUCCGCAUCUUCCGCGGUUCCGUUGUCGCUCUCUCCCUCCUCAUCUUCACUACCGCCAUGUCCGGCGCUCUUGUCGCUGGUCUCGACGCCGGUCUUAUCUACAACGAGUUCCCGUGGAUGGGCAUGGGUCUCACACCCCCCAAGAAAGAGCUUUUCGAUCCCUUCUACAGCCACGUCCCCGAUCACUCCGAUCUCUGGUGGCGCAACAUGCUCGAGAACCCGUCCCUUGUCCAACUCGACCACCGCAUCCUCGCGACCACCACCUUCACAGCCGUGCUUUCGCUUUUUUCAUACACGCGCUUCUCCGGCGCCGUUCGCUCCAAGAUCCCGAAAGACGCGAGCAAAGGCGUGCUAGGUCUCGUACACCUCGUCUCUAUGCAGGUCACACUCGGUUUCUUCACGCUUAUCUACAUGGUCCCCACUUGGCUGGCUUCGGCGCAUCAGGCCGGUGCUCUAGCUCUACUUACCGGCGCCGCUGUGCUGUAUAGUAGGAUAUCGAUGCCCCGUCAGGCUAUCUUGAGACAGGUCAUGAAAUCGCACACCCCUAGAGUGCCUACGCAGGGAAUCCGCUCGCGCAUGGAGACGGGGAAAGCUGCUGAGAAGCAGUUGUAAGACUAGUUUAUAUGUUGUAUCGUAGAAUAGACUGUAUUAUAUGUAAAAAUGUCACCCACCUUACAUCACCAUAUUGUUAUCGUCUGUCGUGAUGCGCUCACUGUCUUACUCUCCAGCAUCUUCCCUACACCAUCACAGCAUCGUCAAUCUUUAUCAUUCACACACCACUACCAUCAUUACGCUUCUUCUUCAUUUCCGCAUCACGAUCGUUGCUACACUAUAAUCGCAAUCAGGAUUUUCAAGAUAUUCAAUUGUUUUUUGUCUUUC